UAGCGACGCUUUAAUAGAAGCAGAAAAUUUAGGUGGAGCUUGAGCUUGGACCCGUGCACCCAAUUAUAUGGGCCCGGACUAUUCUCGGAACCAUAUAUUAGGUAGUCCGAGCCUCCGAGGUGAGUGUGGCUUGUGCGGUACUUAGGUACUUGGAAAGUAUAUCAAUCACCUGGCAAUUUGCUCUCUUCAGCCACGCCGCAUUCAUCAAAUCAGAUAAGCUUGGAAGAGUCAAAGCUGUCCCAAGCUACAGAGAAUGACUUGAUAUUUCAAGAAGCGGGCAUAUAGGAGAGAGGCUUUAUGCCACAUAUAAGCUAUCAUGGAAGGUCUCUUCGCGCUCGGCUCCAACGGAUCCGGUCAGCUCGGCAUAGGUCACCAAGAGGACGUAUCAGUCCCGAAGCAAGUCGAGUUCGCGGGCUCAGCCCCUGAGGACCCCGUUGUAACGAUUGCAGCAGGGGGAAACCACACGAUUAUAGUUACGGAACUAGGGAAGGCUUUCUGGGCUGGCGAUCCUUCGAGCGGCGCCUGCGGGAUCGUGGAAAAUGCCACGAAUGCGAAAGCAUCCAAGUUUCAUGAACUGGUCCUCUCAACUCCUGAAAGUCACGGCACCGUCGUUCACGUUGCCUGUACAUGGGACUCGUCUGUCUUGGUGCUUAGAGGUGACAGUGGCAAAGCUACAAGCGUGUACGUAUGCGGGGUCCCUGACGUAGGGGCUGCCAACAUAAGUUCGGGAUCCGCUCUAAGUCCAACCCUGCUCAAGGACUUCCCUCCCGCCGGGACAGAGAUUCAAAACCUGGCUGCCGGCUUCAGACAUGUGGUUGCUGUAUUGGACAACGGAGAUGUCUACGGUUGGGGCAACGGGCGAAAAGGCCAGUUGGGGGAGUUAUGUAACGAAGCUGAUUCAAAAGGCGUAGUAUACCAUCCGCGGAAACUUAGCGGGAUUUCUUUCAAGGUGGCUAAGGCCGUCUGUUGUCAAUACACGACUUGUCUUAUCAGUGAGCCCGGGGAUGGCCGAAUACUUGUCCUGGGAGCAGAUAAAUGGGAAUUGAAAAGCGUCGCCCCCGUUGAGAUACCCAAUUGGAGUACGAUUCGUGCAAGCUGGGGAGGUAUUUACGUUUUACGGCGAAAUGGCACUAUAACUGCGUGGGGUCGAAAUGAUCACGGACAACUGCCACCUCCGGGACUUCCAAAAUUAGAGAGCAUCGUUGCUGGCAGCGAGCAUAUUCUAGCUGUGACUGAGGGCGGUGACGUAUUAUCAUGGGGUUGGGGAGAGCAUGGAAAUUGUGGACCGCAAACCGAGAAAUUCGGGGAUGUUAAGGGACGAUGGAACGUGCUUGCGUCGUUGAAGCAUUUACCGGAGGGAUCUCAAAUUACGACGAUCGGAGCCGGGUGUGCUACAAGUUGGAUCAAUAUCACAACAGAUGGAAUGUUUCUCUAGGCUACUAACUUCCGUGGUUAGACUUCUGGUACAACUCCGUACCUAUAUAGCCAGAGCUCAAACAUCACGUAUCUAGCCACGACGAAUAUGAAUAGGGGU
This is a messenger RNA of Daldinia loculata, 1534 nucleotides long. RefSeq names its product RCC1/BLIP-II. The coding region runs from base 317 to 1435 and encodes 372 amino acids. The record is from RefSeq and is a predicted model, not a curated record. NCBI's taxonomy places the organism in Eukaryota, Fungi, Ascomycota, Sordariomycetes, Xylariales, Hypoxylaceae. Gene Ontology annotation, cellular component: cytoplasm. The transcript has a single exon. Gene Ontology annotation, molecular function: guanyl-nucleotide exchange factor activity.